CAUCUGGGAGAGAGCUGUGCGAAGCCUCAAACAUCAUUUAAAACGGGUAGUAGGAGAACAAAAAUUAACAUUCGAAGAGUACUCAACAAUUUUGACAUUAAUAGAAGGUUGCCUUAACUCUCGGCCAUUGUGCGCCCUCAACGACGACAUCGACAACCUCGACUUCUUAACGCCAAACCACUUCCUGUCGCCGGGAAGGCCCGGUGUAACAGUAAUAGAUACAGCAGAAGAUGCACGCACCAGAUGGCAUUUGAGCCAAAAAAUAUUUCAGGACAUUUUUAAAAGGUGGAAAACAGAAUAUUUAACACAACUGACAGCGAGAACAAAAUGGCAAGAACCCCAACAAAACAUUGAGAUCGGAAACAUGGUUGUAAUCCACGAAGACAACCUCCCACCCGGAAAAUGGGCUAUGGGACGAGUGAUCGACGUACAUCCCGGCAAGGACGGUCAUGUCAGAGUGGUUACCCUAAAAACAAAAAGCGGCGAGUUAAAAAGGCCAAUAACAAAAUUAUCCCUUCUCCCUAUCGACAAACAAACGUCAAAGAGCACUGAAACUUCAGAACCGAAAAACAAGAAGAAACAAUGCACCUCAACAAACAAACAACGACCUUAUGUCCUAACACUACUUAUGAUGUUUCUUUAUAUCCUAACCAUAGCUACACACGGAACGUGCAUGCAAACAACUCAGUUAACAAAAAAUCAAGCGCUUUACUUCGACAAAGUUGCCGACAUACAGAUAAUCAGAGAUGAGUGGAAGAUAAUAGCCUACUACAACUUAGACCCUUACUGGGAAGGCGCAGUAGCGUUUACGAAAUAUUACCAACAUUUAGAUAACAUAUGCACUCAAAUAAAACCUAUGUCGCAUUGUGAACUCAUCAUGUUACAACUACGUCACGGUUUCGAAGAGUUGGAACAUAACAACAAAGUUUUGCUGAAACAACAAAUGCACACUCGAGCCCGAAGGAGGCGCGGCCUCGUAAACGGCGUCGGGAACAUCGCAAACACUCUGUUCGGAGUAUUAGACAGUCGAUUCGCAGAACAGUACGAACGAGACAUUGCGUUAGUACGCGAGAAUCAAAGACAUUUGGCCCAGUUAUGGAAAAAUCAAACCUCUGUCGUUGAAGCAGAGUACAAUUUGCUCCAAAGAACAGAAAACACCAUACAAAGACAACAUAAGAUGAUAAACAGCCACUUAACACGUAUAGAAAUGAAUUCAUUCGCAAUAACAAAACAAGUCAAUGAACUUGAUGUCACAGCAGAAUUCACCUUAAUAGCAAUGGCCGCGACUAACAUACUGACCCAUUUAAAAGGUAUUCAAAUGUCACUACUGGAUACAAUUACAGAUAUACACAAUGGACACAUCAACGUUAACUUGAUAAGCCCGCAGCAACUCCAAAAUGAAUUAAGUAUCAUAUCGGGACAGCUGGAUAAAGAACUCACACUACCUAUCGAUAACAUUCAACUUGACUUAACAAACAUUUACCAUUUACUGCGAAUCAAAGGUGUCAUGACAAAACGAUACAUUCUUUUAGAAAUCCGUGUCCCAUUAAUAAGCAGGGAUAACUACGAUUUAUAUAACAUUCAAGCCAUACCCCAACAAGUAGGUAAAAACAUGUUAGUAGUCAUACCUAUUGAAAGCCAUAUUGCAAUGAACCUUCAAAAGGACUCCUACUUGCCUAUAAAAACAAACGAGUUAGAACGUUGUCUGUCACGUGACUCAACAACAUAUUUAUGUCAAUUGACCAGCCCUAUCUAUAAAAUGAAGAGCGACCUUGACUUUUGUGUGAGAGAAGUUAACACCAUAGAUCGGUGUCAAACCAAUCUUAUUACAUGCCAAAACAAAUGGAUAAACUUGUCUAGUGCAAACCAAUAUCUAUCUUUUUGUUGCGACAAGUGCAACCUACGAAAUUUGUGCAAAGAUCAAGUUACCGCACAUCAGCUGACUGGCGCGAACAUAAUAAACAUUCCCGAAGGCUGCAUAAUAAAAAUGGAGAAUUUGACUGUAUACACCCACAAAAAGAAGGAGAGCACAAUCAACAUAACCCCUGAUGUCGAAGUUCCGAAGAUUGCCCCAAUUAAUCAUGUAAUUAACAUAACAAUUCAGAAUAUGGAAAUAGAAAUGACAACAGAUGGUAGUACAGCAUUAUUAAGGGAGAGCAUAGAGCAGAAAAUUAAGACUAUGAAAGAAGAACAACCCUUAACAAAUGAGAUAUCGAUCCACGAUAUACACCACUAUACCCUCAUCUACGGUAUUUUGAUAGUUGGAGCGAUCAUAAUUAUAUUUCUCGGCUGGCGAAGGAUACAGUCGCAACGUGAGACUGUAGCAGCAACUUCAAGACAAGCGGCCGAGGUGGUCGACAGUCCGGAGGCUGGGAUGCAGCCGCAGCCCACCAGGCGCAACACCGACUGUGUUAAAUCUAGUGAGCCUAGUGAAAGUGCGCGAGUGCAAAUAAAUGACCGUGAUAGUGUUCUCUACACAGAAAGGGGCACUACCCCAGUGUUAAUAAGAAAAAUAGCGUUUAGUAACGAUUCUAUGUGAACGUAACAAUUAAUAGGACUAAGUUUUAUACAAUUUUAUUUGUAACAUUUAUACAACAUUUGUACAAGUUUCUUUGAUUUACUUUCAUUUUACGAUUUUUAUCAUUUAAGUUUCUAUUGUAAUUUCUAUCUUUGGCCCUCGGCAAGAUGUUCAGUGCACAUG
Messenger RNA from Cydia splendana, 2701 nucleotides. RefSeq lists its product as uncharacterized. Bases 365 to 2539 code for a protein of 724 amino acids. The transcript has a single exon. The record is from RefSeq and is a predicted model, not a curated record. NCBI's taxonomy places the organism in Eukaryota, Metazoa, Arthropoda, Insecta, Lepidoptera, Tortricidae.